Messenger RNA from Acipenser ruthenus (sterlet), 1656 nucleotides. It is a transcript of the gene cbr1, whose product is annotated as carbonyl reductase 1. Gene Ontology annotation, molecular function: carbonyl reductase (NADPH) activity. NCBI's taxonomy places the organism in Eukaryota, Metazoa, Chordata, Actinopteri, Acipenseriformes, Acipenseridae. Bases 270 to 1100 code for a protein of 276 amino acids. The record is from RefSeq and is a predicted model, not a curated record. The transcript is spliced from 5 exons.
GUCACGCGAUUUCGCUAACGAGCGCCUGGUUGGUCACUGUGUCCACAGACGGUCUGCUGGUUGCCCGCUUGCCGUUCUAGCCGUAAGAUUUACCUGGAAGUUAUUAGCUCUGGCAUGCGCAGUGAGCCAACACCAGUGAGUUGAAGUCAACGAAUCGACACAGUAAUAUAUAUAUAUAUUUAUUUUAAACGCAAUUUAUAGUUUCCCAUCAGAUAUAGAUAUUGGACAAUACUUUUAACAGGAUUUAUUAGCUGCACUGCAUUUAAAAAAUGUCGACCCCCAGCGUUGCUUUGGUAACAGGGUCUAAUAAAGGGAUAGGCUUUGCAGUGGUGCGGUCUCUUUGCAAACAAUUCAUCGGGGACGUGUACCUGACAGCGCGAGACCCGGGACUGGGCGUGGCAGCAGUGCAAAGUUUGCAGUCCGAGGGGCUAAACCCCUUGUUCCAUCAACUGGACAUCAACGAUAUCAACAGCAUAAGGAAGGUGAGGGACUUUAUGAAGGAGAAGUAUGGGGGUCUGGACGUGCUAAUCAACAACGCUGGAAUUGCUUUUAAAGUGGAAGAUUCUACACCCUUUGGAAUUCAAGCAGAUGUGACACUAAGAACAAACUUCUUUAGUACCAGAGAUGUCUGCAAUGAGCUCCUUCCUAUUAUUAAACCACAAGGACGAGUUGUGAAUGUUUCCAGCGUAUGCAGCUCUAUGGCUCUGAAAAAAUGCAGCCAAGACUUGCAAGCAAAGUUCACCAGCGAUACCAUCACAGAGGACGAGCUGGUCAAACUUAUGGAGAAGUUUGUCGAAGACGCGAAGAGCGGGGUGCACGUCCAGCAGGGAUGGCCAAACUGGGGUUACGGUGUGUCCAAAAUCGGGGUGACCGUCUUGUCCAGGAUUCAGGCCAGGAGACUGAAGGAAGAGAGACCACAGGACAGGAUCUUGCUGAACGCCUGCUGUCCGGGGUGGGUGAGGACCGACAUGGCUGGUCCGCAGGCCACUAAAUCCCCAGAUGAAGGGGCAGUCACCCUGGUGUAUCUGGCUCUUUUACCCCCAGAAGCUGACGAGCCACAUGGGCAGUUUGUCAUUGAUAAAAAAGUUCAAAAUUGGUGAUUGCAAUUAAUUGCACACCCUAAGAAAAGCAGCUGUGUGUCUAGCUAAAGUUGCAAAUAAAUGUCACUACAUAACAUAACUAACUACUGGAUGCCAGUGUAUUAAAAUAUUAAGUUUUAAUUUGAAAGCACAGACUUAUACAAAUAUACAGUAUAAAGUUACAAUAAUUUUGGGUAAUAUUACAGUUGUGGCAAAGCAUAUAUUCUUGUUAUUGCUUGUAUACAAAUGCAAAAUAAUUAAUGAAUAAAGUUGUGCAUUACUGUAUGACGAUUUUGUAACUGAAGUUCUUGUCAGCAUCAGAGAAAAAAAAAAAAAAGAUGAUAUGCUGUUGUGUUUCCUGCAUCCAUGAACUUAGGUCAGUUUGAUUGUGUUUUACAGAAACUAGAUUCAGGUAAAAAAUAAAGCAGUUAAGAGAGUUAAGGCAGUUGUAUGGAUGGUGAUGUACAAUAAAGCAAAGGUGUAAUUCCUUAUCUUUGAUUCUAAUGAGAUUGUUAACGCUUUAAGGUACAAGGGACAUAUGUGUUCCACAAAUAAAAUAACUUUCUUAAGCACGAAA